CGCGACAUGGUUUUGACAGCUGUAAAUCACUCUUCAUCAAUCCUAUCCCCACAUUCUUAACAUUCCAUCAAAUCAUGGCCACUAUCCACAAGAUUGUUAGCACCAAUGACGCCCCUGCUGCUCUUGGGCCAUACUCCCAGGCUAUUGUCGCUAAUGGCUUUGUUUUCUGUUCGGGCGCCAUUGGAAUUAACCCUCAGUCCGGUGCUGUUCCUGAAAGUGUUGAAGCUCAGGCUGAACAAGUCUUUGCCAACAUGAGUGCCGUACUUCAAGCAUCUAACUCAUCCUUCGCUCAGGUCGUCAAGACUACAGUAUACUUGAAGAAUAUGAAUGACUUUGAUGCAGUUAACAAGAUCUAUGCCAAGAACAUGAAUGGUGCUCUUCCUGCCCGUGCCUGCGUCGAAGUUGCUCGCCUUCCAAAAGAUGUCCUUGUUGAAAUGGCCUGCAUUGCCACUGUGUAGAAGAAAUGAUUUCUGGCAGAUACUGGUUAUUGAGCGGUC
Molecule: messenger RNA, 497 nt
Organism: Lobosporangium transversale
Lineage: Eukaryota; Fungi; Mortierellomycota; Mortierellomycetes; Mortierellales; Mortierellaceae
Product: endoribonuclease L-PSP
Exons: 4
Coding region: 75-458 (127 amino acids)
Cellular component (GO): cytosol
Molecular function (GO): deaminase activity
Source: RefSeq, a predicted model, not a curated record